AUGAUCGUCGCCGCGCUGGUGGAGAUGAAGAGGCUCGGGAUAGCAGCAGAUCAUGGCAUCCUGGAUGAGCCUGAUGCCGUUGUUCCUAUGAGCUUGCUGUGGGUGGUUCCCCAGUUCCUCCUGGCAGGCUUGACCAGCGUGUUUGCGUAUGUUGGCCUGCUGGAGUUCUUCUACGACCAGGUGCCGGACUCCCUCCGGAGCCUGGGCGUAGCUCUGUGCAUCAGUAGCUUCCUUGUGUACGCCAUUGACAGGGUGACCAGCAGCAAUGGGGGGAGCUGGUUCUCCAACAACCUCAACAGGGGCCAUCUUGAUUACUUCUUCUGGUUUCUGGCUGCCCUCGGUGCCUUGGCCUUCUCUGCUUACCUGCACUUUGCAAAGGCUUAUGUCGAAAAGAAAAAAGAUUAUUCAGUUUUGGUACAAUGA
Triticum turgidum subsp. durum (durum wheat) is the source of this 423-nucleotide messenger RNA. NCBI's taxonomy places the organism in Eukaryota, Viridiplantae, Streptophyta, Magnoliopsida, Poales, Poaceae. The record is from the annotation of a GenBank genome assembly.